CCCAUCGAUCGCUAAGCUCGGCAAGACAGACGUACGAUGGACGGAGCGGGAGUACUCUGGAGCCGUCAGAUGGAGUCGCCAUUGGCAGCGAUUCUGUUCACCGUGGCGGCACUGGCGGCCGGCGCAUUCGCCGUGUAUUUCUACGCGCCGUCGUGGCGCCUGCGCAGGGUGCCCGGGCCUCUCGCCUACGGGCUCAUCGGCCACCUGCCGCUCUUCACCAAGCAUGGCCCCGAGGUCUUUGGCGUCCUCGCAAGGAGAUACGGGCCCAUCUACAGGUUUUACCUGGGUCGACAGCCGGUGGUGGUGAUCGCGGACGCAGAGCUGUGCAGGGAGGCCGGCAUCAAGAAGUUCAAGAGCGUCGUCGACAGGAGCGUGCCCAGCACCAUCCGUAGCUCGCCCAUCCACUUCAAAAGUCUCCUCUUCACCAAGGGCUCGAGGUGGCAGUCGAUGCGGAACGUGAUCAUCGCCAUCUACCAGCCAUCUCACCUUGCAAGCCUCAUCCCGGCCGUCCAUCCCUACAUCCGCCGCGCCGCCCGUCUCCUCCACCCCGGCCAAGAGGUCGCCUUCUCCGACCUCGCCGUCAAGCUCUUCUCCGACACCAUCGGGCAAGCCGCGUUCGGCGUCGACUUCGGGCUCACCAAACCCGACGACGCCAACAAUGUCGACAGCACCAUCAACAACGAAAAAACAGCCACGGACGACUUCAUCGAGAAGCACCUGUACGCGCUGACGUCGCUCAAGGCGGACCUCAAUGGGUCGCUCUCCAUGGUGCUGGGAACCGUGGCGCCGCUGCUGCAGGAGCCGGCCCGGCAGCUGCUGCUGCGGGUGCCGGGCUCGGCGGACCGCCUGAUGGACGAGACCAACCGGGCCCUUAGCGGGCUCGUGGACGCCAUCGUGGCGGAGCGGGCCGCCAUGGAGGCCCAGAGCGAGGGGGAGAAGAAGAACUUCCUGUCCGUGCUGCUCAAGGCCCGGGAGAGCAGCCACGCCAUGAGGGAGCUCUUCACGGCCGACUACGUCUCCGCGCUCACCUACGAGCACUUGCUCGCCGGGUCCGGGUCCAUGUCCUUCACGCUCUCGGGACUCGCGUACCGGGUCGCCAUGCACCCGGAGGUGGAGGAGAAGAUGCUAAGUGAGAUCGACGCGUUUGGGCCCAAGGACCUCGUGCCUGACGCCGAGGAACUCAACACCAAGUUCACCUACUUGGAGCAGGUUUUGAAGGAGACGAUGAGGUUCUAUUCUUCGUCCCCGCUGGUUUCGAGGGAAACGACCGAGGACGUCGAGAUCGGAGGCUAUCUCCUGCCAAAGGGAACGUGGGUGUGGCUAGCGACGGGGCAGCUAUCGAAAGACCCGAAGCAUUUCCCCGACCCGUACACGUUCCGUCCCGAGCGGUUCGACCCGGAGGACGAGGAAUGCAAGCGAAGGCACCCCUACGCGUUCCUCCCCUUCGGCAUCGGCCCUCGGGGUUGCCCCGGGCAGAAGUUCGCCAUGCAGCAGCUCAAGCUCGUGGUUAUCCACCUGUACCGCCGCUACGUCUUCAGGCACUCCCCCGGCAUGGAGUUUCCCCUGCAGCUCGAGUUCUCCAUCGUGAACAACUUCAAGCAUGGCGUCAAGCUCCAAGUCAUCGAUCGAGAAGAGCACUAACUGAUGUACUCCGUGUGAUCAACUACUUAAUUAAACAAUGUAACGUGAUCGUAUAUUUGUAUCUAUAUAUGAUCGGAAAUAAUGCUAACUCCGUGCAACUACAUAUACAUGUGUCCUGAAGAUUAUUGAAAGUGUGUAACCUAUUUGUUACGCGUAAUAAAGUUGUUUCUUUUCUUUUUA
Messenger RNA from Brachypodium distachyon (stiff brome), 1821 nucleotides. Its product is annotated as cytochrome P450 711A1. Bases 37 to 1641 code for a protein of 534 amino acids. The record is from RefSeq and is a predicted model, not a curated record. Gene Ontology annotation, molecular function: monooxygenase activity; heme binding; oxidoreductase activity, acting on paired donors, with incorporation or reduction of molecular oxygen. Lineage: Eukaryota; Viridiplantae; Streptophyta; Magnoliopsida; Poales; Poaceae. The transcript is spliced from 5 exons.